This is a messenger RNA of Dunckerocampus dactyliophorus (ringed pipefish), 1070 nucleotides long. It is a transcript of the gene cyba, whose product is annotated as cytochrome b-245 light chain. Gene Ontology annotation, biological process: superoxide anion generation. The transcript has 6 exons. Gene Ontology annotation, cellular component: NADPH oxidase complex. Bases 92 to 649 code for a protein of 185 amino acids. Gene Ontology annotation, molecular function: heme binding. The record is from RefSeq and is a predicted model, not a curated record. Lineage: Eukaryota; Metazoa; Chordata; Actinopteri; Syngnathiformes; Syngnathidae.
UCACAGGUAGGUACCGUCCUUUUUUCCGCAUGCGGCAACACACGUUUCUCAUUAGAGAAAACGUUUCCUUGUUGAAAGUACAGAAGAAAACAUGGGGAAGAUCGAGUGGGCUAUGUGGGCCAAUGAGCAGGCUCUGGCUGCUGGACUCAUUCUCCUCACUGGAGGCAUUGUGGGGGUGGCAGGACUGUUCAGGGGGUGGCAGUUUGCAGCUUAUGCUGUUGCUGCUGGUGUGUUUGUGUGUCUGCUUGAGUACCCAAGAAGCAGGAGGGCCAAAGGCACUGGUGUGGAACGAAAGGGCCAGUACUGUUUCACUGUGUGUGUGAAAGCAUUUGGGCCUCUGACAAGGAACUACUACGUCAGAGCCUUUCUACAUGCUGCGCUGUGUGUUCCGGCUGGGUUUAUGCUCGCUACCGUCCUAGGAUGUGUCUGCCUCGGUAUCGCCAGCCUCAUCUACCUUUCAGCGGCCAUCCACGGUGAGCACUGGGAGCCCAUUCUCCCAAGGAAAGAAGUCAGGAGGCCAGCUCCAAGCAUUAAGAAUCCCCCUCAGAAUCCUCCACCAAGACCUCCACCAGAGAUGCGCAGGAAGAAUUUUGAUGACCUGGACGACGCCUCUUAUGACAACCCCAUGUCUGUCAUUGAUGAGAAGUAACAUGACCUGUUUGGCUAGUCUCCAUUCUGUGGUUUUGCUCAAUUGCAGAGGUUUAAUGAACUUUGUGCCUUUAACACCUUAGUGUUGCUGUGUAGAGCAACAUUUGUAUUACUUGAAUGCAUUGUUUUAUUUGUAGGGGGAAAUAUGUCACAAUACAUACUGUACAUUGCAGCUGCUUAGUGGCAAUCACAUACAAUGAAUAUAAAUUUUUAUGUGUAUUUACGCCUGUGAUCAAAGUCUCAUGCUGCAUCUGCCGUAUCCGUUCGCUGUAAUGCAUCUGCACACGCCAUUACACACAGUCUUAGCUUUGUUAAUUGACCUUUGGUUUCAUUUGCCUGUUACUUUAUAGGUCAUUUUAUAAAAAAUUAUGUUUAUAUUUUUUUCUCCUUAAUGUAAAUAAAUUAUCUUUGUCCGGUCUGCA